AAUAAUUAUUUAAUGAAUAUGGAUACAAAAGGAAGUGGUGUUACGGCCUCUAACAACAAUUGUGGCUGCCCUACACCCUGCCCUGGUGGCUCCGCCUGUAGGUGCAGCAAAUGGAGAAGCGAGACAAGUAGUGGAGGUGGAAAUGAGCAUAGGAAGUGCUCAUGUGGAGAGCACUGUAGCUGCAACCCAUGCACAUGCAGUGGCUCCAGUGCUAGAGCUGGUGCUGCAGCUGGGCUUGUCAAGCCUCGUUGCACUUGCCUCACUUGUGCCUCUUGAUCAUCAUCCAAUCUUCACCACACACUCUACCACUAUAUAUAUAUAGAUAUAUUAUGUAUUUGAAAUUAAUAUAAAUAAAUAAAGAAAAAGUACGUAUAGUAAUUAAAAUGGCCAACUAUACAUAGUUGGUGCUGGUUAUUUAUUAUUAUUAUCCUUAUUGUACUUAAUUGGUUGGUUGUAGGAAGUAAUUUAAAUUAAAUAAAUAUUAAUAGUAUGCCGUUGUCGAUUUUAAUGGAUCAUU
Molecule: messenger RNA, 517 nt
Organism: Cannabis sativa
Lineage: Eukaryota; Viridiplantae; Streptophyta; Magnoliopsida; Rosales; Cannabaceae
Product: metallothionein-like protein 4B
Exons: 2
Coding region: 13-276 (87 amino acids)
Molecular function (GO): zinc ion binding
Source: RefSeq, a predicted model, not a curated record